Molecule: messenger RNA, 852 nt
Organism: Soboliphyme baturini
Lineage: Eukaryota; Metazoa; Nematoda; Enoplea; Dioctophymatida; Soboliphymatidae
Source: the annotation of a GenBank genome assembly
AUGGAUCCUGUGCUGAAAGCCGGAUUUUAUGUGCUGUCAUUCACCGCUUCUGUGGAAGGCGAUAAGCGGUUAAUCGGUAACUCAGGGGCGGCAGUUACCGUUAAGGUUAUGAAUGAAAUCCAUAUCGCGAAUGCGAAACUUAGCAUUGCCGACAGAGAACAGAUUAAUAGCUUUCUUAUGCUUUAUAGACUAACCCCAUACAAUAAGUUGAGUAAUUUGCUCGAAGCUGAUCACCAUCAGAAAAUAAUAAUCAAGUUCUCUGUUCUAUCGUUUAAUUUUAAUUUUAUGUACUAUCUGACAUUUGUUGCUGAACCUGAUAAAACAAAGAUGCACAAGUUCGAUGUGGAUCUUCACAAAUCCUCCAAAGAUUUCAACUACAAAUCCGGAAAGUACGAAAUUCGUUUGAUAGUUGCAGAUCCAUUGAUCACCAAUCCGGUUUCGUGCGUAUUUUAUGGAAACUUUCAGGCUGACAUUCGCGUUGAACGCUUGUCAUACGAAAAGCGACCAGAGAUCUUUCACACAUUCCGUCAGCCAGAAAAGUUGCCCCCGGUUGUCAUUAGUAACGUAUUUACGGUUCUGGUGUUGUCUCCGCUGCUAUUGCUGUUCAUUCUGUGGUUCCGAAUCGGCGCUAACGUUCGUGGAUUUCCAUGCAGUUUUUAUGCCGUUGGCUUCCAUGCUUGUCUCGGCGCGAUCUUCGCGCUGUACUUUGUGUUUUGGUUGAAACUGAAUAUGUUUCAAACUCUCAAGUAUCUUCUUGGAAUUAGCCUGUUGACGUUCGUUUGCGGAAACCGCACUCUCCGUUCGAUAUCCGAGAGAAAGUAUGCGCCUCAUCGUUUCUUGCAUAGCCACUAA